AUGACGUACCGUGAAGCGAUUGCAUUCUUUCUGCGAAACCUCGACCUUUUGGAGGAUUUUAUUCUCAAAUAUCUCACCACAAAGCAAAAACUGCGUCUUCUGGAGGUCUUGCAACAGGAGUUUGCCAAAGACCGCAGCUUUUCUCAAGAUGAGAGGAUAGUCUGCAUCGAAAAAUCGAAGAGCUCAACUUCGAGCCAGCUGCGACAGAGCGGUGGUAGAUCCACCCGGAUCUCAUCUCGACUGUUGGAGAGUAAAAACCCCUCCCUUAGGAGUCUGGGAGACGGUGUCACGGACGAGGUGCCCGCAAACGCAACGAAGUACAGGCUGCAAGAUUUUCAGUCAAUGGGAAUUUUCUUUAACCCGGACAAUCUGCCCCAGCAAAUACAGGCGAGCCUUACACCACAGCGAAGGACAGUCAGAAGAACCGUCCAGAAAGCCCUCCUUCCGGCCAUGAAACGGUUGUCCAUCCUGUCCGACCGUUCGCUCGGUAUAACGGACAGCGAACGGGAGGACACGGACAUCCCAAUACGCAAGAAGAGCAGAAUAUCACUUAAGGUAGAAGGACAGACACCCACCCACAAGGACGACAAAAUGUCUGAUACCUUCUCGAAAACCAUGUUUGAUUUCGGAGCUCUGCCACCGGAGAUGGAUGAAAUAAAUGAGGAGGAGUGGGAACGAAUUAUCUUUCAAGCGCAUCUUCAUGGAGGCUCUGACGCUCCCAGACAAACGGUCUUCCAUCUGCACGAAAGCGUUUCUCGGCCCUUCAGCGUGCCUGCCAUUGCUCACACUCUGAUCACCGCUAUCACCUCGGACAAGUUUACGCGGAAUGAGAUUGUGCAAAGCCUGGUUAACAACCUUCUUAUCCGUAAGUUCUUAUGCCUCAGCUUUUGGUUUUCUCUUUGUAUGCAAACUCCACUUCGAUUGAGUACCUAA
Molecule: messenger RNA, 933 nt
Organism: Dibothriocephalus latus
Lineage: Eukaryota; Metazoa; Platyhelminthes; Cestoda; Diphyllobothriidea; Diphyllobothriidae
Source: the annotation of a GenBank genome assembly